Molecule: messenger RNA, 1183 nt
Organism: Selaginella moellendorffii
Lineage: Eukaryota; Viridiplantae; Streptophyta; Lycopodiopsida; Selaginellales; Selaginellaceae
Product: bifunctional pinoresinol-lariciresinol reductase
Exons: 5
Coding region: 120-1046 (308 amino acids)
Molecular function (GO): oxidoreductase activity
Source: RefSeq, a predicted model, not a curated record
AAGCCUUUUUGGUCGUGCUGGGUUGGCCUGACUCUUUGCGCCCUUUUUUUUAUAGCUCGUCCAUUUCCUGUGAUCAAAAGACCAUAUAGAUAGAUAGAUUUUAGCUGAGAAGCGUCGGUAUGGAGCCAAUUAAGAGUCGAGUUCUAGUUGUUGGAUGUACAGGAUAUAUCGGCAGGCUCAUGGCUCAAGCUUCGCUGGAUUUAAAUCAUCCAACGUACCUCCUCGUGCGGCCGGACGUUGUUCACGACAUAAGGCGGGUGGAAAUAGUAUUAGGAUUCAAGGCACAAGGGGCCAAGCUCUUGGAGGGAUCUCUUGAUGACAACGAGAGUUUGUUGGCCGCUCUGAAGCAAGUAGACGUGGUGGUCUCGGCGAUGGCAGAGAAUCGGCUGCUCUCUCAACUCAAGCUGGUGGAGGCCAUCAAGCAGGCGGGGAACAUAAAGAGAUUUUUACCUUCGGAGUUUGGAAUGGAUCCCGACCGGAUGCAUCACGCUCUCAAGCCGGGAAACCACGUCUUUGAGUCGAAGCGAGAGGUGAGGCGUGCAGUGGAGGCAGCCGGGAUCCCCCAUACUUUCGUGUCGGCAAACUGUUUCGCUGGUUACUUCUUGUCUUCACUCGCGCAGUUCGCUCAGUUCAUGCCUCCCAAGGAGAAAGUUUUCAUCUAUGGAGACGGGACAGCCAAAGUGGUCUGGGUCGUGGAAGCGGAUGUUGGGCGAUACGCGUUGAGCACUGUGGACGAUCCCAGGGCGGUAAACAAGACGAUCUACAUUCGCCCUCCAGCCAACGUCCUGUCGCAGAAGGAAGUCGUCGAAAUGUGGGAGGAGAUGAGCGGUGUGACGCUGGUAAAGUGUCACAUUCCCGAGGAGGACUUUCUCAGAGAUCUUCAAGGACCACCGUCACCGAAAAACGAGGCGCUCUCCAUCUUCUAUCACGUCUUCUACAAGGGCGAGUGCUCCAACUUCGACAUCAGUGACGACGUGAGCGCGUCCCACCUUUACCCUCACAUCGAUUACAUGAGCGCAAGCUCCUAUCUCAAGAGGUUCCUGUGAGGAGCGGGGCUCCCCUUUCUUGGCCAAGACCUCAACUUUAAAACAUAGUUCAAAGCAUUGUGUUUACCUUUAAAUCACAAAGUUAUAAAUUAGACGAGAAAAUAGAAUAUUUCUGGCAAAUCACAGCCGUUCAAAGA